UACAAACUAACGGAGCCUUAUCGCAUUUAGUCAUAUCGUUUUGCAUUUAAAAAAUGUAUUGAAGAGGUAUUAAGUUGGAAUCACAAAGUUUGAAUACUACUUAGAACAUAUAAUAAAUUCUAUUUAUUUUGUUUCCGAAUUAUAAUGGGAAAAGUACAAACGUUAAGACGUAAUGCUUGUAUUAUUGUCUUGGGUGAUAUUGGACGAAGUCCUCGAAUGCAGUAUCAUGCAGUAAGUUUAUUAGAGGAAAACUACAAUGUUGAUUUGAUUGGAUAUGCUGAAACAAAACCAUUGGAGGAAUUAUCAACAGCUAAACCAAAAUGCAAAAUACAUGAACUCACACCGGUUCCGGCGAUAAAUCUAACUCCCAUAUUAAAAUUGAUUUUUAAAACAAUUUGGCAGACAUUAAGUCUAAUGAUUGCAUUAGUGUCGAUAAGAAGACCAAAUUUUCUACUUGUCCAAAAUCCUCCAGGAAUACCAACUUUAGUUGUUAGUUAUUUGUAUUGUGCUUUAACACGUACUCGGUUGAUUAUAGAUUGGCAUAAUUACACGUAUACAAUAUUAGGUCUUGGUAUAAGAGGUGGGGAGACGAGUAGAAUUUGUCGUUUAGCAAAAUGGAUUGAGAAAUGGUUUGGAAGUAAAGCAGAUGCCAAUUUUUGUGUUACCAAAGCUAUGAAGGAGGAUUUAAGCGUUAACUGGAAUAUAAGAAAUAUUACGGUGUUAUAUGAUAGACCUCCAUCACAGUUCCAUCCAAUUGAUGUGGCGGCAAAGCACGAUUUAUUUAUGAAACUUUCUAAGGAUUACCCACAAUUUCUGCCAAAGUGUUAUGAUAAUUUAAAGGAGUCUGGAGUAUUAGAAGAAACAGCAUUGACCCAAAAACUAAGCAAUAAUAUAGUAGUUAACAAACCACAGAGAAUGGGCAUAUUAGUUUCUUCCACUAGUUGGACGCCAGAUGAAGAUUUUGGACUACUAUUAAAAGCUUUGCAAGCUUAUGAGAAAGAAGCUUCAAAUUAUCCGAAUAAAUUUCCCUUUUUAAUGUGCAUUAUUACGGGGAAAGGACCCCAAAAGGAGGAAUACCAAAGACAAAUAGAAAAAAUUAAAUUCACUAAAGUGGGUAUAAUUACUCCAUGGCUUGAAACACAGGAUUAUCCCUUAAUAUUAGGUGCUGCAGAUUUAGGCGUUUGCCUACAUUGGAGUUCAAGCGGUUUGGAUUUACCGAUGAAAGUUGUAGAUAUGUUUGGUUGUGGUCUGCCAGUAUGUGCAUACAAUUUCAAAUGUCUCAAUGAGUUAGUUCGUCCGGGAGAAAAUGGUUUCAUCUUUGAAAGUCAUCAGGAACUCGCUCAGCAACUAAUAUUUUGGUUUGAAAAUUUUCCCAAUAAUCUAAGCCUGUUGGAAUCAAAAGAAUUAUUUCGAAAAAACUUGCAAAAAUUCCAGUCCCAGAGAUGGCACGAAAAUUGGCAAUCCAAUGCACUGCCGAUAUUUAAUUCAUUUCUAUGAAAUAAAAUUACAUUUUAGCACUGA
Messenger RNA from Lucilia sericata (common green bottle fly), 1521 nucleotides. Its product is annotated as chitobiosyldiphosphodolichol beta-mannosyltransferase-like. Gene Ontology annotation, cellular component: endoplasmic reticulum. Lineage: Eukaryota; Metazoa; Arthropoda; Insecta; Diptera; Calliphoridae. Bases 145 to 1497 code for a protein of 450 amino acids. Gene Ontology annotation, molecular function: mannosyltransferase activity. The transcript has 3 exons. The record is from RefSeq and is a predicted model, not a curated record.